Molecule: messenger RNA, 1465 nt
Organism: Cladophialophora immunda
Lineage: Eukaryota; Fungi; Ascomycota; Eurotiomycetes; Chaetothyriales; Herpotrichiellaceae
Exons: 1
Coding region: 373-1257 (294 amino acids)
Source: RefSeq, a predicted model, not a curated record
CUCUUUGUUCGACUCCCUCUCGUUAAAGACAAUCUGUAUCACUACAUACCCUGUUUCGCGGCGGUGAUGUUGGUAUUCGGAAUCCAAGGGAGUGGCCCAUGAUCCUUCCAACCCCGUCGUUCGUCAUUCGAUGACGCCAGCCCUUCGCAAAUAUAUCCCUUGGAACAGUUGAGCACAAACGCACAGUUUGUCAACCAGCUCAUCCACCGAAGACGAGAAAGAGUAUACUAGUUUUACUUUUGUCACUUCGUUACUAUUUCUUCCUGCCAUAUCUCCUUCAUUCUCUCGCCUCGAAAGACAGAAGACCCUUGAUCCCACAACUCUAGGAACAGAAGAACUCGUACCACCGGGUCGCGUCCUGCGCCUGCAACAAUGGCUCCCAUACCAGUCCAUACCGCCUCGCCAAUAAACACCAAUCUCCCCUCGCAUCCUUUCGGCGUAUCCUCACCAAGCACUGCGGCGGCUCGGUAUACACCUUUCGACGAUGACGAACGGCCGACUUCCACAGAGCCAUCUCGUUCCUCGUUCGCGCAGCAGCCUGCGCAACCUGGCGCACCAGCAGUUCCGCAACCCACCAACACGUUAGCCAGCAGUUACAACAAUAGAUACGAAGCGACACCCACUUCAACCAACACGCCAACGACCACAUCCAACUACAGCCCUCCCCCGCCGCAACCAGGCGCAGUACCCUCGCCUUUCGCCAGUCCGUCGCCACGCCCCACCGCACCCCUUCCACCACGUCCUCUCGAAAUCCCCCAGCAUCAACAAUGGAUGCCACCGCACGCAUCACCACAGCGCCACGCCGUUGUGCCUGUACAAGCACAAACUCCCACUCACUCCCGCCCGCUGCCCGUUCAAUCCCCGUCGUCGGCCGUCUACACGCCAUACACGCCUUCCCGUGCCAUCCCUCCCGCUGGCGUGACUUCGACCACCACGAGCCCUAGCUACAGCUUUAACUACCCACAACCCCAGGACCUCUCCCACCCGCCGGGGUACCAACAAGACCACCACAGCUCCUUCGACGACAAACCCAUUGAAUCAUGCCAAGAGAGCGACUACCGUGCCACCCUUUCUCCACUGCCAUACUCGAAAAGAGGCGGUUUAUUGGACGGAGAAUGGAGCUUUGGCUCGAACAACGCCGACUCGAAUGGUACGGUGGUGAAGACGGCCAUGUCGUGGGCGAAAGCCGCGGGCAAAAGACUGAGUGAGACGGAAAGGCAGAUCUGGAAGCAUAUCAACGGGGAGGAUGAUACGUGAAAGCCAAGCCUGGGACACCCCGGGUACAAGUGGAGGAAUCUUUCUUUCGGAUGAGACAAGAGUGGUGCAUGGCGUAGAUGGGUAAACGGUUCAUGAAAAGACGAAGCAUGGGAGGAAAUGUUUGCAGAUCGGACCAAGGCGCAGUGACAUAUAUAUACCCGGAAUGAAUGAAUUAUUUAGCGAACGAAAGAUUGAUAACGAACAAAAC